CCGUGCGUUACUGGCACUGCCACUGCUCGCUCUCGCUCUCCCCCUCCGCCUCUUUUAGUGCUGCCGGUGCGGGUGCGGGUGCCCAGCCAGGCCCUCUGCUCUGCUCCACCUCCCCUCCCCCUGCGCCACCACCACCACUCGCCGACCCUCGCUCGCCCAGGGAGGAACCGGGAGCGGGGCGGAGAUGAUGCACGCCAAGUCGGAGUCGGACAUGACGAGCCUGGCGGCGUCGUCGCCGCCGCGGUCGCCGAAGCGGGGCGGCGGCGGGGGCGUUGCCGGCGGCGCGGGCAACGGCGGGUACUACGUGCAGAGCCCGUCGCGGGAGUCGCACGACGGCGGGUACAAGUCGUCGUCGAUGCAGGCGACGCCCGUCUACAACAGCCCCAACGAGUCGCCGUCGCACCCGUCCUACGGCCGCCACUCCCGCUCCUCCUCCGUCAGCCGCUUCUCCGGCAACCUCCGCAAGGGCGGCGGCGGGGACCGCAAGGUGCUCAACGACAAGGGCUGGCCCGAGUGCAACGUCAUCGAGGAGGAAGGCCCGUACGAGGACCUCGCAGGGGACAGCGGCCUCUCCCGCCGUUGCCAGAUCAUACUCGGGUUCCUCACCUUCGUCCUCCUCUUCACCACCUUCUGCCUCAUCAUCUGGGGCGCCGCCCGGCCGUACGAGCCCGAGGUCGUCGUCAAGAGCUUGGUGAUGGACGACUUCUAUGCUGGUGAAGGCACAGACCACAGCGGUGUUCCAACCAAAUUGGUCACAACAAACUGUUCUCUGCACAUAGCUGUGUACAACCCUGCCACAAUGUUUGGAAUUCAUGUCACUUCUGGCCCCAUCCAUCUGAUCUAUUCAGAGAUCUCAAUAGCAGUCGGUCAGGUUCGCAGGUACUACCAACCGAGGAAGAGCCACCGGACGGUGACGGCGGUCAUCCACGGCGAGAAGGUGCCGCUGUACGGCGCCGGCGGCAGCCUGAUGCUGUCAACGAGCACGGGCGGGACGGUGCACCUGACGCUGGACUUCGACCUGACCUCCCGUGGCUACGUGAUCGGCAAGCUCGUGCGGGUGACGCACAAGGUGCACGUGACGUGCCCCGUCGUCGUGGACGCCAAGAAGACCAAGCCUGUCAGGUUCUCCAAGAAGGCCUGCGCCGUGUACAAGGCCUGAACUUGAAUAGCAUUUUUUUUUUCGUGAAACUUUGAUCGACGAUCGGAGCAUUAGCGAUACGUGUGGCCUUGCAAAGGAUGUCUGCCUGUAUUUAGCUAUUUUGUGUUAAUGGUGGUGAAGAACAAUAAGCGCACACAUAUGGUUUGUUUUUGAGCCUCUUGGUUUUGUCGAUAAAAUCGCGCUGUAAAGCUGGUGUUCUCUUGUU
Molecule: messenger RNA, 1364 nt
Organism: Sorghum bicolor (sorghum)
Lineage: Eukaryota; Viridiplantae; Streptophyta; Magnoliopsida; Poales; Poaceae
Exons: 4
Coding region: 185-1159 (324 amino acids)
Cellular component (GO): plasma membrane
Source: RefSeq, a predicted model, not a curated record